AUGUCGAGAGUUACACCUCCAGUUACCAAACUCACUCGUGCACUACGAGGGAUCAGCUCGAGUGCAACUGCAGCACGCCCAUCUGGACUUCUUGAUGCACAAUCAAGAGCGUCGAGGCACCUACCCCGGAAUAUCGAAGAUCUCAGAGCUGAAUGCAAGAAACGAUCCUUGAAUGUGGUCGGCAACAAGAAUGAGCUGGUCGACAGACUCACAGCCCACGACAUCGUUGGCGCCCGUUCCUUCAACACUGGCAUUCUGCACCGGCCCACUCCCUCUCCCCUCAGAACCAUCCCCCUCAUGCAAGGCUUCAAGACCUCAGCCCCCAAGCUUGACGCCCACAACACCUCCACCAUCGACUGCUUUUUCUUCCCGGCCCUCGAGCCCGCUCCCCAGACCGAUUCCUUCCACGAAAUCCGUGUCCCGCUCCUCCCAGAUAACUACACUCCGGACCGCUCCGCUUUGUCAGGCCAUACGCUCGAGGCCUUCGACGGGGCACUCCCAAGGCCCGAAAUCAGCAUCGUGGCUGCGCAUCCCGAAAAUGUCGCUCCGGCCGCUAUGAGCGAAGUCGUCGGCAAUGAGGCCCUCGAUGUUGAUAUUGAGCAGCUGACCACAUCGGCGUUCACGAAACCCAUGCCCAGGAUGAACAAAGAGCCCGGUGCCUUGGGCGAGAUCUGGGACGGGUUCAUGGAUGACAUUCUUGGGCCUAAGAACCCCAGUGCUGCGUUUUAG
Drepanopeziza brunnea f. sp. 'multigermtubi' MB_m1 is the source of this 729-nucleotide messenger RNA. RefSeq lists its product as uncharacterized. The record is from RefSeq and is a predicted model, not a curated record. NCBI's taxonomy places the organism in Eukaryota, Fungi, Ascomycota, Leotiomycetes, Helotiales, Drepanopezizaceae.